AUGAGCAUGAUCAAAUGCGGUUGUCAGCUUGUCUACCUCUCUAAGGCUGUCAAGAAGCGCCAAGGGACGGCGGCCGCCUCGGCCGGCCGCUCCCUCCCAAAAGAGGCUUUUCUCACCUACAUUUUAAGGUACACGACAUCUCCACUGCCCUCAUCUACCAAAGUCUGGACCUCAUUGGAUCCUUUCCGAAGUGCGCAUGGUCGCGCACCGCCUGUAGCUUUACAUAGGUAUGAAGAAAGAGGCGUUUGUAUCAAGAAUCCCAUUGUUCUCGUAUUCGCUCAUGCUGGGAAGAUGGAGAUUGCUCGGGACUGGACGUCUUGGUGCUUGGUUGAAUCGUUGCAUCGGCCCAAUGACAGCACCCGUCUCGAUACUUUGCAGGCAAAGACGGGGUCGGGUACGGAUACCUUUAGUGAUCAGUCGUCCAUCGGGUACAGGGUGGUCCCACAAGUCUGGGAACCCGGCGGCCGCCCGCCGCCACGUUGCGGCGGGUUGAAUUCCGCACACGGGCAUCCAAUCUGGUGCCACUGUCAUCUGUCAUCGAUCCGAGUUAGCCAUGACCACUGGACCACCCGAACACAAUGUCUUUUGAAAACAUCCAGUGGAACACAUCAGCCGCAUGAUCUCUUUUUGUCUCUGAGUCUGGGGAAGGGGGCUGAGCUGAUGGGACGACAGAAAAAGACAAGGGAAACGUCCGAGCCGAGCUGCCUGCCUGCCUGCCUUGGUUUUAGUGGCAGCACAGAAACUUGUCCACCGACUCCCCUUGUUCUAUGCACACAGGCGGCGGCCGCCCAUGCUUCUUCCCCCCAUGCCAUCCCAAUCCAUCCCGUGGCCCCCGGCGACUUUUGUACGCAUACAGAAGUACGAACACCUCAGUUCAGCCAAAAAAGGUGUAAGUGCCCCUUCUUGUUUCUCCCCACGGACACUAGACUUUCCUCACCUCCAAUCCUGCUCUUCACCGGAAUCCUUGCCCUGCUCCCCUUACCCAGAGCCCUGUCUUUUACCGGCUCCAACCCUUUCCGGCAGGGAACCCAGCUCAAGGGGGCACACAUACCUAGUGCACACUACACAUCGGGCUUCACCGUGCCAUCACCGCCCACCACGCACAGCUACGCCUCGCGGAGCCAAUCUCAUCCGGCCGCCCUCUGCGCCUCCGUCCUCCGUCUCCGUGCCAAGCUGGCACUGCCUCCGAACCACAACGCAUCGCUUCCACUUCCACCGCAUAACCUGGCAAGGCCCCAUUUCAAUACCCUUCCGGGCUUCCAUCUACCGUUUUACCGCAAACUUGACUUUUCAAUUCUCGAUUUUCAGACCCGAAUUCUUGGGACUACACUACCAACCUAA
Messenger RNA from Colletotrichum lupini, 1341 nucleotides. RefSeq lists its product as uncharacterized. Lineage: Eukaryota; Fungi; Ascomycota; Sordariomycetes; Glomerellales; Glomerellaceae. The coding region runs from base 1 to 1341 and encodes 446 amino acids. The transcript is spliced from 9 exons. The record is from RefSeq and is a predicted model, not a curated record.